Penaeus monodon (black tiger shrimp) is the source of this 942-nucleotide messenger RNA. Its product is annotated as procollagen-lysine,2-oxoglutarate 5-dioxygenase 2-like. The record is from RefSeq and is a predicted model, not a curated record. The transcript has 7 exons. Bases 1 to 942 code for a protein of 313 amino acids. NCBI's taxonomy places the organism in Eukaryota, Metazoa, Arthropoda, Malacostraca, Decapoda, Penaeidae.
AUGAGGACCCUCUCCCCUGACCCAAGCCCCGGCCACAGACCGGUGGUCGGGCCCCUCCUGUUUCAGCGAAGGACCAAGGAGUCGAACUUGCUGUACGCCGGAGACACUACGGCAGAGUGGCAGAGGCUGAUUAGACGCCAGAAGGUCAGAGGAGUCUUCAUGGUGGAAGAAGUGAGGUACUUCAACCUGAUACAAAAGAAUUACAUCAACGCGUUUGCUGAAGGAGAACAAAUCGGAAGGUACGUGGACACUCGCGUCGACGCAGGCACGAUUGUGGAUCCCCGCGGCUACAAGGAAGGCAAACGGAACCCUGAUUUAUGGGGAAUCAAGUACAACAACUACAUGUGGACGAAGCGCUACAUCCACCCUGAUCUCCUGAGGAUUAUCAAGAAGGAGGUGGAGGCGGAGGAGAUCGCGGCCUACCUGUACUACGUGCCUUUCUACUCCGAGGCCUUCUGCAGGGAGAUCGUCGAUGAGAUGGAGUACUACGGGAAGUGGCAGGAUGGCGAGGAGGACACCAGGGACGUCGCUCACCAGUACACGAGCAGGAACAUCAACCUCGAGGAUAUCGACUUCGACUCCGAGUACUUCGUCAUCCUUAAUAGCUUCCAUAAGGAACUUUUGGCUUCUCUCUAUAGCGACUACAGAGCGUAUGCGGAACCUUCCCUCAUCUUCGUGUUAAAAUACGCAGAUAACACCAAGUAUAACACGUUCAAGUAUCACCUGGACGGCGCUUCUUACACAUACAACAUUGCACUCAAUGACGACUUCCUUGGCGGCGGCCUCGAGUACCGCAUGGGCAACAGAUACUUCGGCGAGGAGAAGGAGUUUCACGUCCGCCACAACAGGACCGGAUGGGCGGUUAUCCAGCCCAACCGGCCCCUCCACGUGCACCGGGGAGUGCCACUCGUAUCCGGCACUCGCUACCCAGAAAAUCAUUAA